AUGGAUAACUUAAAGCCACCAAAGGAACUGAAUAUCCAUGAAGCACAUGUAGAAUGGCCGAAAUGGAAAAAGAAUUUUAAUAUAUACAAAGUGGCUGCUGGUAUAACAAAAAAGAAAAAGGACGAACAACUAGCCAUCUUCUUACAUAUAAUAGGGGAGGACGCUAGAGAGGUGUUUGAUACAUUCGAGACAGAAGGAGAGGUAACAGAACUUGACAAAGCAAUUGAACUCUUUGAUUUGUUUUAUAAGCAAAAAAUUAAUGAAUGUGUCGAAGCAUACAAAUUUAACAUUCGUGAACAGAAAGUAGGUGAAACUUUCGGAGAAUAUCUUUCUGCGCUAAGAAAAUUAAGCGAGAACUGUAAUUUUGGAACAAUGAAGGACCGUCUUAUUAGAGAUCGAGUAGUGGCUGGCAUUGUUGAUAAAAAAUUACAAGAAAAAUUUCUGUCAGAGACUGAUUUGACAUUAGAAAGAGUAAUUGAUUUAACUAAAAAAUAUCAAGCAGCUCAAGAUCAAAAACAACUUAUGAAUAGCACGGUGACAGUUAAACAAAUAGAAAACUGUUCAAGAUGUGGUAAAACACAUGAUGUCAAUAAAUGUCCAGCUUAUCAACAGGAAUGUAUGAAAUGUCAUAAACCUAACCAUUUUGCUAUAAAAUGUAAGUCUACUGUUGGUACAAAUAACAGUAAUAAAAAUGAUUGGAAGAAAUCGAAAAAAACGAGCACUAUUAAAGAAAUAUCAGUUAAAAACAAUAUCGUUUCUGCAGCUGAUAGCUCUGGAGACCUAUGUCUAGGAGCAGUAUUUUGCAAUGUCAGCAAAUGUGAAAAGCGCAAGUCAUCCAAUGCAGCGGUUCAGUGGUAUGAAGAGCUACAGGUUCAAGGGAAAAUGAUCCAGUUCAAACUAGAUACGGGAGCAGAAGCCAAUGUAAUUCCAUUAUCAGUGUUGAACGCGGUGGGAUUAACGCCUAUCACAGUGAACAGAUGCAAAGAAAAACUUGUAAAUUAUUCAGGUACGGAUAUUAAUGCUUUAGGUAAAAUUAAUUUAUUAUGUAAAAUUAAGUCAAAUGAUGAACAAUAUUUAGAGUUUUUUGUUGUAAAUAAUGAAAAUUGUGUACCAAUAUUAGGAUUAAAUUCAUGUGUGGAACUUAAGCUAAUUAAUAGAGUAGACAUCUGUCAAUUAAAUCCUGAUAAAUUUAAUUUAGAAUAUCCACAGGAUUUAAACAAAAAUUUAAAAAGAGAACAUUUUCCUAUGGCCACAGUAGAAGAGAUUAUGGGUAAAAUGUCAGAAGCAUGUAUUUUUAGUAGACUAGAUGCGAAAAAAGGGUUUUAUCAAAUUUCAUUAAGUGAGGAAAGCUCUAAACUAACAACUUUUAAUACUCCGUUUGGAAGAUAUUGUUUUCGCAAACUUCCUUUUGGGCUGAAUGUAGCACCAGAGAUAUUUUACAAACAUUUCUCUCAGUUGUUAGAAGGUCUUGAAGGAGUGCAGGUGUACAUGGAUGAUAUAUUAGUUUUUGGGAAAAACGAAGAAGAACACAAGUCUAGAUUAAUGAAUGUUCUACAUAGAUUGGAAAAAAAUAAUGUUAAAUUAAAUAAAGAUAAGUGUGAAUGGGCGGUUAGUAAAUUAAUUUUUAUUGGUCAUGAGUUCUCAAACACUGGAGUCAGGCCAGACCCUGAUAAGGUAAAAGCAAUUAAAGAAAUGGCACAACCAAAAUGUAAGAAAGAUAUUGAAAGAUUCUUAGGAAUGUAUAAUUAUAUAUCAAAAUUUAUACCCCAUGCAUCAGACAAAACAAAACCACUGAGAGAUUUUUUAAAACAAAAUUCUAGUUUUCAGUGGAGCAUAAAUGAGGAAAAUAUGUGGAAUAGAGUAAAAGAAGAUUUAUGUAAGGUUCCGGUUUUGCAAUAUUACAAUCCAAAUAAAGAAAUAAUAUUAUCUGUUGAUGCUUCACAGUAUGGAGUAGGCGCGGUUCUGCUUCAAGAUAACUUGCCGGUUGCUUAUGCAUCUAAGGCAUUAACAGAGGUACAGUCAAGGUGGGCACAAAUUGAAAAAGAGACGUAUGCAAUAGUUUGGGGUUGUGAGCGGUUUCAUCAGUUUAUUUAUGGUAGGAAAAUAAUUAUAGAAAGUGAUCAUAAACCGUUAGAGUAUAUAUUCAAGAAGCCAUUGAUAGAUACACCUUUACGAUUACAGAGAAUGAGAAUUAGGCUUCAAAUGUAUGAAUUUAGUAUAAAAUUUAAAAAAGGUUCUCUUAUGUAUAUAGCAGACACACUUUCAAGAGCAUUUAUUGAGGAUGUGGAUGAAAAAAAUGAUGUUUUAAAAGUAGCAGAAAUUGAAAUGCAAAGCACUUUAGAACAUUUUCCUAUGUCAACCGCAAAACUGGAUGAAUAUGUAAAAGAGACAGAGAAGGAUAAAGACUUGGGAGUCAUAAAAAAAUGGGUGGUAUCAGGUUGGCCAUGUUAUAGUAAAAUACCAGACAAUUUAAAAGCUUAUUGGAAUGUGCGUAACUCAUUGAUAAUUAGCAACGGGCUAUUGUUAAAAGACAAUAAAAUAGUGGUACCAUUAUUUUUGCAAAAAGAGGUUUUAAAUAAAAUACAUUACAAUCACCUAGGUAUACAAAAAUGUAGAUUGAGAGCUAAGGGAGCAGUAUAUUGGCCGAACAUAAAUAAAGAUAUUGAGUGGAACAAUAGAUUUUCCCAUUUAGUUGGUAUUAAACAUCCCACAGUUUGGCAUUUAAUAAGGAAAAUGAAAUAUGAGGUGGCGGCGGAUUAUGCAAAAUUAGCAUUGGAUGACGUUGGAGAAGGCAAUAAAAAAACGACCAAACUUGGACAAAUGAGGACGACAGAAAUUAGAUUACAAGAACUUUGUGCCAG
Acyrthosiphon pisum (pea aphid) is the source of this 2861-nucleotide messenger RNA. RefSeq lists its product as uncharacterized. The annotation marks the transcript as partial. NCBI's taxonomy places the organism in Eukaryota, Metazoa, Arthropoda, Insecta, Hemiptera, Aphididae. The transcript has 4 exons. The record is from RefSeq and is a predicted model, not a curated record.